AAAACUACAUUUUUAAAGUUACCAUUUAAGGAUCAUGAGGAAUAUAUUCAAUGCAUGCACAAUGACUGUCACGAGUUGGAUGCUCAUGCUGCUGUUCUGUAUGCAUUGCCACUGUGAGUUCCAACCUGUCCCUACUGCUGCAUGUGAGCCUAUGUGGAUGGAACCACGAUUCCCCUGUGAUGUCACAGUCUGCAAUGACUCUGACGUCAUUUUUAACUGUGAAGGGCGCCAUCUGCACGGAGUACCUAUUGGGAUAAUGAGGAAUGCAACUGACCUCAACUUAUCAGAAAAUAACAUAACAAAUAUUUCAGCGAAUGCAUUUCACAAUUUGUUGAAUUUGACCACACUCAAUCUGAACUGGGCAAACAGCAACAGGGAACUUCUCAUUGAUGCAAGCGCUUUCAAAAACCUGACAAACCUGAAACAUCUGAAAUUGACUGGCAACAGCCUGAAGAAUCUCCCCCUCAAUAUCCCCCUCAGUGUGGAAGUCCUUACUCUGAACAUGAACAAGAUUAAUUUGGAUAACAUGAACCUCACUAGCUUAGCAAACAUCACAGAGUUGUGGAUAUCAAAAAACUGCUACUCAUGGAUUCCCUGUAAAAGACCUGUGACUAUUAAGAAAGGCAGUUUUGCUGUUAUGGCCAAACUGCAGGUUCUGGAUUUGUCAUUUAACAACUUAACCGAGGUUCCCAAAGGAUUACCUCAGUCAUUGCAGGUGUUGAAGAUUGGAUCUAAUCAAAUACAACAGAUAUUUGAAGAUGAUUUUUUUGGGUUAUUUAAUUUAAAACAACUCUCAAUGCAAGGAAAUUGUCCAAGAUGUCAAAAUGCACCAUAUCCCUGUGUUCCCUGCAAAAACAUUUCUCUACGCAUCCAUCCUUUAGCAUUUCACAAUCUAACACAGUUACAGACCCUGCACCUGGGAGGAAACUCAUUGAAAUACCUGGAUCCCUCCUGGUUUGAGAGACUGCACAAGCUUAAACAAUUGUUCUUGUCAUUUAACUUCUUGCAAAAAGCAAUUGUUGGAGAGGCAAUAUUUCUUAGAAAUCUUAGGAAACUAGAAAAACUUGAUCUCUCUUUCAAUUUUGCUCUCAAACUCUAUCCUGAAACACUGAAUCUUUCACAUGACUUUUCAUGUCUGGUGUCACUAAGAACUUUGCAUUUAGCAGGGUUGGUCUUCCAGAAUAUUGGGCCAGGUACACUUAGACAUCUGUAUGAACUUAAAAACCUUUCUGCACUGAAUUUAGGGACUAACUUCAUCAUUCACUCUAAUUCAACCGUAUUCAGCAGUUUACGCAACUUGAAAAUGAUAUAUCUUGCAGAAAACAGGCUGUACCCCAUUCCAGGGAAAGAUCCUCCACAUCCAAAUGACAGAUACAUGCUGGGGUCAGGCCUUUCACUUUCCCCCCUAAUUAAAUCCUAUUCAAAAGACUUUACUUAUGAGAUAUCACACAAACUUGUCAAGCAAGAGUGCUAUAACUCUGGUCGAGUACUAAUCCUCAGCUCCAAUAAUCUGUUCUUCAUUUCUCCACAGCAGUUUGAUGGCUAUGGAAAUAUUGCAUGUCUCAACCUCUCCGGAAAUGGAUUUUCAGCAGCACUUAAUGGCACAGAGUUCUCUUCGCUACCGAAUCUGACAUACCUAGACCUAUCUUUUAACAAGAUUGAUCUGGCCUAUGACAAUGCCUUCAAAGAACUACAAAAUCUACAAGUGCUAGACCUCAGUUACAACUCACACUACUUUGAAGCAUACGGGAUAACGCAUAAUUUAAAUUUCUUAAAAAAUCUGCCAGCACUGAGAGUGCUUAAUAUGAGUCACAAUUCCAUUUCCACAUUAACAACAAAACAGCUUUGUAGCAAAUCUUUGAGCGAACUUCAGUUUACACAUAAUAAUCUUGGCUACAUUUGGAAAGACAGAGAUCGCGCAUACAAUAAGCUUUUCACUUCUCUUACUAAUUUGACAUAUCUAGAUAUAUCCAAAAACCAAAUUAAAAAGAUCCCAGACCAUAUUUAUCAAUAUUUACCACGUAACCUCACCAAACUAUGCAUAAGCAAUAACUUGCUCACUGAAUUUAAAUGGGACGCAUUAAACUAUUUCCAUCAACUUCAAAUUUUAGACCUGAGUUCCAAUUCUUUAGUUUAUGUGACGUGUAUAAACUCAAGCAUUACUCAGACUUUGACUUUCCUCGAUUUGAGUGGUAACCAAAUUUUCCACUUGGAUGACGGGUUCAUAAAUGGUCCGAAAAGUCUUGAGACUCUUAGCCUUAGUGGCAACAAACUCACCACCAUCAAUCAAUCGACCUUCCCACAAAAAAACAAUAAUCCGAUCCAUACUUUGUACUUGCAGGGAAACCCAUUUGAAUGCACCUGUGAUUCAUUAGAUUUCAUUCUGUGGAUGGAAAACAGUACAAUAAAAAUCCCAAGCCUGACCACUGAGGUGACGUGCGACACACCAGAAAACCAGAAAGGUCGAGCAUUGAUUUACUUUGACAUUAAGCAGUGUGUAAAUGACAGUGAGGCCUUCCCGUUAUACAUUCUCACAACUUUCUUCAUCACUGCUUUUAUGUUUGUGGCAACAGUUGCUCACCUAUUUUACUGGGAUGCGUCAUAUGUAAUACACUAUAUGAAAGCUAAGUUGAAGGGAUACAAAUCUUUGAACUCAACAGACAGUUACUAUGGUGUCUUUGUGACAUAUGACACCAAAGAUCCACAUGUCUCUGAAUGGGUAAUGAGAAAUCUGCGGGUGAAACUGGAAGAGGAAGGAGAGAAACAUCUCCCACUGUGUCUGGAGGAGAGGGACUGGGUCCCAGGAGUCCCACUGGUGGACAACCUCACUCAUAGCAUCAGAUACAGUCGCAAGACCCUAUUUGUCUUAACAGAGGACUAUGUUAAGACUGGGAUUUUCAAGCUGGCAAUGUAUCUGGCCCACCAAAGGCUACUGGAUGAAAAUGUGGACGUGAUUGUUCUGCUGAUGCUCGAGCCAGUCCUGCAACACUCUCACUUCCUGCGCCUGAGGAGAAGGGUGUGUGGAAAAAGUGUUGUAGAGUGGCCGAAGACAGCGGCCGCAGAGCCUUGGUUUUGGCAAAACCUUAGGAAUGUUGUCAGAGUAGACAAUCAGUUUAUGUACAACAAGAUCUAUUCAAAGUACUUCACAAACAGGUGAAGCAGAAAGUUCUAUGGCAAAUGUGUGGGAGUAAUUUAUAGAUCGUAUGUGGACAAUAUAAUCUUUUCUUUGUUUGUUUUGAAAGCACUGUACAUAUGUGAUCCUUCAUGUAUCACUUUGGAUGAGACUUCAGAGGCAUACAUUUGUGAAUUUCUUGUAAUUUUUGUGUAUUAUUAAAUAUUAAAUUGAAUAAAUGAAUCAACUGAUGUAA
Solea solea (common sole) is the source of this 3368-nucleotide messenger RNA. Its product is annotated as toll-like receptor 8. Bases 35 to 3157 code for a protein of 1040 amino acids. Gene Ontology annotation, molecular function: protein binding; pattern recognition receptor activity. Gene Ontology annotation, cellular component: plasma membrane. Gene Ontology annotation, biological process: toll-like receptor signaling pathway; canonical NF-kappaB signal transduction; defense response to virus. The transcript has 2 exons. NCBI's taxonomy places the organism in Eukaryota, Metazoa, Chordata, Actinopteri, Pleuronectiformes, Soleidae. The record is from RefSeq and is a predicted model, not a curated record.